AUGCCCCUCUCUCCGAAGAUAUAUACCUGGCUUUGUGGCCUGUUUGCUAGCUUGGGAAGCAUCAUCUUUGGAUAUGACCUUGGCGUUAUCGCAGGAGUAACCCCUGCACCGGACUUCCAGAGAAUCAUGGGCUCGCGAUGGGAGAACACCAAUUUACAAGGCUUGGUCGUCAGUAUCUUUGUCCUUGGAUGUUUCUUUGGCAUGAUCCCCGUUGCAUAUGUAGCCGACCGCUUCGGAAGGAGGCACACCAUCCAACUCGGGGCGUUGGUUUACAUGCUCGGAGGGGCGCUCCAGACUGGUGCUCACAACAUGGACAUGAUGCUGGCCGGCCGUUUUUUUGCGGGGUUUGGUGUCGGUAUCAUGUCUGACCUCGCGCCGUUAUAUCAAGCCGAAAUUGCGCAUCCGAGUAUACGAGGAAGAUUGACGACGCUGCAGCAGUUCAUGCUAGGAAUUGGAGCAUUUGUUGCUUCUUGGGUGACAUACGGCUGCUCGGCGCGGCUUAAGGGUCUUCCAGCAGAAUGGCGUAUUCCCCUGGGUGUCCAGGCUUGUAUUAUAAUUCCUGCCAUCCCACUGUUCUCCUUCAUUCUUCUCCUUCCGGAAUCCCCCCGCUGGCUCGCUGAAAAUGGACGCUCUGCCGAGGCUCAGGCAACUCUCGCUCGCUUACAUGCCAACAACGAUCUCACUGACCCCUUUGUCCUGGCACAAAUGAAAGAUAUCGACGCGGACAUUGCGCGGUCGAAGGACAUUGGCGCCGCCACCUGGGGCGAACUCUUCACUGAACGCAGUAACUUCCGGAGAGUGGCAUUGGGAUAUAUCCUCCAGUUUUCCGUGCAGAUGACCGGCGUCAGUGCAAUUCAGUAUUAUUCGACAACCAUUUUCAAGACGAUGGGGUUUUCAUCCACGCGCAUCCUCCUCUUUCAGUCUAUCAACAGUGUUAUUGCGCUACUCGGUGAGGCAGCCUGCGUUAUCUGGAUUGACGCAACAGGGAGGAGGAAACCUAUGAUCGUCGGCAAUAUCGCCUCUGGUUUGUCAUUUGUUGUCGGCUCUAUCCUCAUGGCUCGUUGGCCGGGAACCGUCAACAACACAUGGGUUUUCAAUUUCUUUUUCAGCGCAUGUAUCGGCCCACUAUCGUGGGCAUAUCCGGCUGAGAUAUACUCGACGAGGACCCGUGCAAAAGCUACAGCAAUAACUAGCUCAGGAUCAUGGAUCUCCAACUUUUUCAUUGCCCAGGUGACCUCACCAGCAUUUAACACCAUCGGUUGGAAAUACUACCUUGUCUUUGCCAUUUGUGGACACACGAAGUAUGUGAUCGACUUGGGUGGUUUUGUUCAGCUAAUGGCAAUCCAUCCCAGUGCACUAUUCAUCUGGGCAUUUUACCCCGAGACGACUGGCCGUCGACUCGAAGAGAUGGACGCCCUCUUCCAGAACGCGCCUUUGUUCAUCCCGGGAACACCGUACACCAAGGUCGGCGACCGAUUGGCUGCAGAGCGUGAGCUUCGACAGGGUACAUUCCGCCCCGGAGAUCUUACGGAACACGGCAAUGUUGAGGGCGACGUUGAUGUGGAGGCGGGGAAGGAGAGCACGGAGAAGAUCGAGUGA
Mycena indigotica is the source of this 1599-nucleotide messenger RNA. RefSeq names its product MFS domain-containing protein. Gene Ontology annotation, biological process: carbohydrate transport; transmembrane transport. Gene Ontology annotation, molecular function: carbohydrate:proton symporter activity. Gene Ontology annotation, cellular component: membrane. The coding region runs from base 1 to 1599 and encodes 532 amino acids. The transcript is spliced from 16 exons. The record is from RefSeq and is a predicted model, not a curated record. Lineage: Eukaryota; Fungi; Basidiomycota; Agaricomycetes; Agaricales; Mycenaceae.